AUGGCAGACAUGUUGGAGGGGAUAGCAAAGAGAUGGAAGGUGCUAAGUGGCCAAAACACAUGGCAAGGCCUUCUUGAUCCACUUGACCCUGAUCUUCGUCGCUACAUCAUUCACUACGGCGAGAUGGCUCAGGUUGGUUACGACGCCUUCAACUGGGACCGCAAGUCCAGAUACGCCGGUGAUUGUUAUUACUCCAAGAGACAAAUCUUUAUUAAAACUGGCUUCAAUAAAGCCAACCCUUUCAGGUACGAUGUGACAAAGUACAUCUAUGCAACAGCUUCUAUAAAGCUACCACUCUGUUUCAUCGUCAAGUCUUUGUCAAAGGACGCAUCACGCGUGCAGACUAACUGGAUGGGUUACAUCGCGGUUGCCACAGACGAGGGAAAGAAGAUGUUAGGGAGGAGAGACAUUGUUGUAGCUUGGAGAGGAACUCUUCAGCCAUAUGAAUGGGCUAACGAUUUCGAUUUCCCGCUUGAGUCAGCUGUCUCUGUUUUCCCUGCAUCCGACUCCAAAGACGUGCCUCGUAUUGGAAGUGGCUGGCUCGAUGUCUACACCGCUUCUGAUUCUAACUCGCCUUAUGACACAACUAGCGCAAGAGACCAGGUACAAGCAGAGCUCAAGAGGUUGCUAGAAGUUUACAAGAACGAAGAAGUAAGCAUCACUUUCACAGGCCAUAGCUUGGGCGGAGUGAUGUCAACUCUAGCAGCUGCAGAUCUUGUCCACACCGGAAAAAGCAAGAUGAGUACAGAUCUUCAGAAAAACCAAGUUCCUAUCACAGUUUUUGCUUUCGGGUGUCCUCGAAUUGGGGACCAAGACUUCAGAAAACUUGUCGAGUCACUCAAACCACUAAACAUCCUGAGAAUAGUAAAUGUUCCGGAUGUGGCACCACAUUAUCCACUCUUACUGUAUGAUGAAGUAGGCGAGGUGCUCCAGAUCAAUACAUUGAACUCAACGUACCUCAAACGGUCUCUAAACUUUAGGAACUACCAUAACCUGGAGAUAUACCUGCACGGCAUGGCAGGGAUGCAAGACAAAGCCGGUCUGUUCAAGCUGGAGAUUGGUCGGGAUGUUUCAUUGGUCAAUAAAGGAUUGGAUGCUCUGAAAGAUGAGUACUUAGUGCCAACUGUCUGGAGGUGUCUUGCAAACAAAGGGAUGGUUCAAAUGGAUGAUGGGACUUGGAAGCUGGAUGUCCACAGGACAGAUCAUCAUGAUGAUGAAGAUGUUGAUCAAGACUCUACAAGUUCAGUACAAAAACUUGUAUAA
Microthlaspi erraticum is the source of this 1263-nucleotide messenger RNA. NCBI's taxonomy places the organism in Eukaryota, Viridiplantae, Streptophyta, Magnoliopsida, Brassicales, Brassicaceae. The record is from the annotation of a GenBank genome assembly.